ACGUAAGUGGCCCGGAUGCCGCUGCCAUUUGCGAGGGUGAAAGGGAAGGUUGGGGGAGGGGCGUCGAGGCUUUUCUUUGCGCGCGAGGAGGACGGGCCGCCGCGUCGCCGUCUUUCCCCGCUGGUUUGAACUCAGUGGUCCCUUUAAAAGAAGUAUUUUUGAUUAAACCGUGUGAACAAGACUUUUUUCAAAAUGAGUGCCCAGAAUGAAGCCGAACAACCCGAAGCUGAGCAACCAGAACCAGAGAAACCCAAAGAUGAACAACCAGAACUAGAGAAACCUGGAGAUGAGCAACCAGAGUCAGAGAAACCCGGAGAUGAGCAACCAGAACCAGAGAAACUGGAGAGACCAGGCAGCAGGAUAUAUUACUGUGAGAUUUGUAAAGUUCCAUGUUUGAGUGCUAUAAUACUCCAGACACACUUUGCUGGAAUAAGGCAUAAAAAGAGAGAAAGAGCCCUGAAGAGAAAAUGUGCUCCUCCAGUGAUAAAUGAAGAACCAAUGUAUGUAAAAAGACCCCUUUCAAAAAGCAUAAGAUGUCUGAAAGAUUACAUGAAGGAUCCCAACAGAGAAGAGCCUCUUAUAGGUUUGGAAUAUGUGCUUGAGGUCCAAUUUCAAGGGAGAAGAGAUCCUUGUUACGAAUGCCAGCUGUGCAUGUUCAAGACAGAGAUCGUGCCAAUGAUAGAACAUCUCAUUGGCCAGAGACACAGAAAAGCAUAUAUUAUUAAACAUUAUCCAGAUAAAGGAAAGAGGAAAGCAAAUGAUCCUAAAGAAGACAGAGCUAGAUUUUUUAGGCGAAUAGCAAGAGAAAUAGAAAAGGAAGAAGGUUUAAAAAUGUAUAAGGUAAGAUGGAGACAUCAGCUGCUGCAGGAGCAAAGAAGAGAGCAAGGUGGGCAGGUAGCGGUUUCAAGGCUGAGGUAUGUGUCAUUAAUACUUUAUUAGUUGAACACGGGUGUUAACUCCCUUCUGAAUUUCUCUAUUCUUGAAAUUCUUUGUAUAUAUUAACAGUUAAAGCAAGUCCCUGUGCUUCAUUAAUAUA
Molecule: messenger RNA, 1036 nt
Organism: Heteronotia binoei (common prickly gecko)
Lineage: Eukaryota; Metazoa; Chordata; Lepidosauria; Squamata; Gekkonidae
Exons: 10
Coding region: 193-939 (248 amino acids)
Cellular component (GO): precatalytic spliceosome
Molecular function (GO): double-stranded RNA binding; single-stranded RNA binding
Source: RefSeq, a predicted model, not a curated record